Molecule: messenger RNA, 4221 nt
Organism: Clonostachys byssicola
Lineage: Eukaryota; Fungi; Ascomycota; Sordariomycetes; Hypocreales; Bionectriaceae
Source: the annotation of a GenBank genome assembly
AUGGACAGCUUUAUCUUCUUGGCCUCUGUCGUCAUUCACGGUCUGGGUGCGUUAUUGCAAUCUUUAUUCUCAAAGCAGAAGCGAGGUUCCCAACGGAGCUACCUCAGAAUCGGAGCACUUGCCGUCAAUAUUGCCCUGAUUGGCGUGAGUACUGUGGCUUGUACGAGCUUGGUAAAAACUAGUCUCGACUUCACCUAUACAAGGAGAGUCUUUGCGUCGUUCAUCGGCGUAAUUAUUGGCGCAGCAAUCUCAGUUAUUUUGACACCCUUUUACUAUCCCUCCGUAUUACAAGCGGUAUAUGAGCUAGUAUCCUGUAUUAGCUGGGCUAUACUCUUGAUCCAGGCACCGGUCCUCGAUUGGGUUUCAAUUGCCAUUCCUUCCUUGUAUCUUACCUCUUUUUUCAUCACAAUUGGCACACCCAGAACCUCGUCCUUAGCUGAAGCCCAGAACCAUCCCUUCUCACACGCUCCAUUUCUCCCAACAUUCACUCUUUCAUGGCUCGAUCCAGUUCUCCAGUUGGCCGCUUCUCGUCCUCUCUCAAUCGAUGACACCUGGCCAGUUGAUAGAAAACUGUCUGUGGGGAGCACUCAACUGCAGCCAAUCUUUCAGUCGUUUGAAUUUCGUCAUGGUGUUGCCAAAGGUUUCGACUCGGUCUUGUGGCGCAACUUCAAAGGCGGAAUGGUAUCGAGUUUUCUGCUCGCUGUUGUCAAUGUCGCCACCGCUCUCGCGCAACCCUUCUUUCUGCAAUCCUUGAUCGAGAAUGGCGACUUGUUGUCUGUUACCGGCUUAUUCUUAGCAAGUCUCAUGGCUGGAGCGACAGAGGCUCAUAUGAAGUUGCAACUUCGAAAGAUUGGUGUGCAACUUCGAUCCGCCUUGACCAGUCUUCUUUGCGACCAGUGCAUGUCGGCUACUGACGGCAAAGAAUCCGGUGCCGACCCGGCGGUUCUCAUCGAGGUCGACUGUGGUAAGGUGUUUGAUCUAGUUGAGCAAUACCACGUCCUUUGGAUGGCGGCUGUUCAGUCUGCUAUUAGCAUCGCCGCCCUCGUGCUACUCCUCGGUUGGCAAAGCGUCUUGGCUGGAGCCAUUUCUCCGUUCGUAAUGAUGCCAAUGCUAGCCUACACCACUAGCCGCAUCUCGCAACGGAUGACCGACUUUAUCGAGGCCAAGGACACAAGGGUCAGACUGAUCACCCAGGUCAUCAAGCAGAUCAAACAGAUCAAGCUCGAUGCAUUGGCAUAUUUAUUCGAGCGCAAGAUUGAUGACCAGCGAGCUACAGAACUCGAAAAAUACAAGGCCAUUGCGAAACUCAAUUCCUGCAUGGUAUUUCUGGUCUACGUCCUUCCGCCAGCCUUGAUAUCGGUGACGUUCGGGACAUCCAUCCUCCUCGGCCAUUCCUUGCCCAGCAGUGUGGUUUUCCCCGCGCUGGCCUUCUGCUUCAAUAUUACGAGGUCAGUAUCCCUUCUGCCGCGGCUCGUGAUGCUAUACUACGGGGGGCGUAUCUCGUUUGGCCGCAUCCAAGGCUUUCUAUUAGCGGCCAACGAUGAGAAGGACACGACCUCUCAGAACAUUGUGUUAAACCCGCACGAUAUCCCAAGAACAGGUUCUGUCGGUUUCAGAAUUCGGGACUGCGAGAUUGCCUUCCCAGGCUCUACCAAAACCCUCCUCCAGAUACGCAACAUCGAAGCAUCCUCUGCUUCUCUAUUGGUCAUAUCAGGACCUGUUGGAUGUGGAAAGACUACUUUGAUACGAUCCAUUAUUGGAGAGAUCAGGCCCCCCGUUGGCGACAUCGAGAUUCAAGGAAAUAUGGCCUAUGCACCUCAGAAACCUUUUCUUGUUUCUGGUACGAUAAGGGAUAAUAUCCUCUUUGGACUUCCUUUUGAUGGGCCUUUUUACAAGAAGGUCCUCGUUGCCGUCACGCUCAACUCAGACUUAGCUAGGCUACCCGCUGGAGAUGCGACGAUACUGGGCGGAACUGGUGUCGCUUUGUCUGGAGGUCAGAAGGCCCGUAUCGGGCUGGCCAGGGCCAUUUACUCCCGACGCGAAGUGAUCGUUCUAGAUGAUCCUCUCGCGGCGGUUGACGCCAAGGUGCGGUCCCAUCUCAUAAAUAGACUGUUCGGGUCUCGAGGGCUCCUCAAAGAUACACUUCAAAUUGUUACAACAUCUUCGGACGCUCUGAUGGCUCAAGCGGACAAGUUAUACGUUAUCCGGGAUGGGAUAUUGUCAGAGACGGACCCGCCAUCUCGAGCUCAUGAAGAGGACAUUGGCGAUUUUCCGGACGAGGAACUUGAAACUCGUCAAGAACUUGACAAAUUUACAUCUUCAACUUCAUCUAUAUGUUAUGGAUCGAUAAAACCAAAUGCUUCGAACCGAGCCAUGUCCCCUCGACCGGUAAAUGACGAAGAGACAGCGCCAUUGUUGUCAAGAACUCGCCCCGGAGAUCCCGCCCCAGACACGACUGAUUCACCAGUCAGGCUCGGUACCUAUCUAAGAUUCUUGAAGCUCGCCAAGCCUGGCGGCUGGCUAGUUGUUCUUAUGACGGCUGCCGCCUCCAAGCUAUUGGACAUCUUAGCGGUCUACUUUCUGAAGCUCUCAAGCCAAGAGUUCGAAAGCCAAGGACACUCGUUCAAGUUGGCUUACUACUCAGUCUGUGCCCUAGUUGGCGGGUUGUUAUCGUCAGUUUUUGUGCUUGUUGCUUACUUCCUAUGCGUUAUCCCUUCAUCUCGGUCUAUUCACGCCGAACUCACUAAGGGCAUUUUGAGAAGCAAGUUUUCUUUCUUUGAUACAACGAGUUUAGGUGAUAUCCUGAACCGCUUUACCAAUGAUAUUAAUAAGAUUGAUACAACUGUAAGCGCAGGACUGAUCGGCAUAGUUGCCCUUUGUGUCACGGCCACGGCAUCGGUGCUCAUCAUUGUCGCAGCGACACCUAUAAGUAUUCUGUAUCUAGCUCCCAUCGGUCUUGUUUACUUUGCUAUCCAAGCCUAUUACCUUCAUGCGUGUAGGCAACUGAGGCGCCUGGAAGUUCUUGCUAGAGGACCUAUUCUCAAUACCGCGAGCGAAAUGAGAGUAGGCGCUUCUGUCAUCGGGACAUUCAAUCAAGAGGCUGCUUUCAAAGAGAAAGCCAAUAACGUUAUAGACAACCACAUCCGCAUCUGGGCUCCUUUUGUUGCUUUGGACUGUUGGCUAAUGCUUCGGCUGCAGCUUCUCUCAAGUACUGACUUGAUGGAUCAAAGCAUUAUCCAGUUACUUUCCGCUGGUUUGCUCCUCUGGCUUCGUACGCCAGCAAGUACCCUGGGAUUGGUAAUGAACUUCCAGAUUCAAAUCACCUCUCAGUUCAACAAUCUGGUCCAAUUGCGCGCCAAUCUCGAGGCAGAUAUUACGUCUGCGGAGAGGGUGUGGGCUUGUGCCGCCGAAGAGCCCGAAAACCAACCCGACGACGAGAUUAGACCACCGGCAAGCUGGCCGCAGAAUGCAGCUAUCACUUUCAGCUCUUACACUGCUUCAUAUAAACCCAAUGACCAGCCCUGUUUACACAAUCUCAACUUCACCAUUCAACCGGGCGAGCACGUCGCCGUAGUCGGUCGCACCGGUGCAGGCAAGUCGUCUCUCACUCUUGCUCUACUUCGCGCCCUACAUCAUCAUCAAGGUCUCGCUGGGACCAUUGAAAUAGACGGUCUCAAUAUUUCAGACAUUGAUCUCAUGACCUUAAGAAAGCGUAUCACCAUGAUACCGCAAGAGCCUGCUUUAUUUGGCGGUACAGUUCGCAACAACUUGGACUUGGAAGGAGCACGAACCGACGAACAGUUGCGCGAGGCCCUGGAACUUUGUCAGAUGAGUCGAAUCUUCAACCUUGAACCAGACCAAGAUCCUCUGGAGUACCCGAUCUCAGAUUUUGGUGCCAACUUGUCUGGAGGGCAGAUCCAGAUUCUUGCGCUUUCACGGGCCAUUUUAGAAAAGAAUGACAUUGUUAUCAUGGAUGAAGCUACUGCGGCGAUGGACGCCCCGACAAUGGCGAUUAUCCACCGAGUGAUAAAGCAUAGAUUUCGACAUCACACCGUCAUCACAAUUACUCAUCACAUUGAGUCAGCUCUUGAACAUGAUAAGGUCCUUGUUAUGCAUGAUGGCCGUGUGACCAACUUUGCCACGCCGGGGGAGUUGUUGAAGGACAAGGACUCUAUCCUUUCUCAACUAGUAGCCGAGUCUCGUAGGACGACGCGCGCUUGA